UAAAAGUUAUUUCUUUUACCAUUGGUAAGGAUCGCGUUGAACUACAGGGCAGUAAAAAAAAAAGAAAAAGAAAAAAGAAGAUAAAUCAGCGAAAAGUGCACCCUUUCUUUUUCACUUCAAUAAUAACAACAGACAACAGCGACCCACAGUGACUUUCAAAUAAUGAGCAAGAACAAUGAGCUUGUCGACGAUCUGGUCGCAAAACUCAAGAGGCGCCAACUUGUGGGAUCGUCAACUGUGGCGCAGGCGACACUCAAACUGCUGAUUGUAGUCAUUUCCAAGAACAACUGGACAACUUGCAAUCAACUUGUUACACUAGUUAAAUCAGUUGGUCGACGACUAGUUCAAGCCAAUCCUACUGAGCUUGCUGUUGGAAACAUCAUCCGUCGUGUCCUUCAUGUUAUCAGAGAAGAAUUUCGGGAGGCAGAGUCCAUUGCUUCGCAUAUGGACCAGAACGAGACCCAUUCAGCACCCCUCACCACUUCUUCGUCCAUGUACAACUUGCUUGGAGAAACAGGAUCAACUCCAGCAGAAAAAAAUGUUCAAUAUCCCAGUAGUUUGAGAAGUAAUAUUAUUCAAGAAAUUCGUGAAAUCAAGGAUGAAUUGGAGAACAUUUACGAAAACAUUAAAAACCAAGCCUCCCUUCAGAUCCACUCAAACGAAAUCAUUAUGACAGUCGGCCGAUCCAAGACAGUGGAAGAGUUCUUGAAGAUGGCUGCUGUUAAAAGAAAGUUUCAGGUCUUGGUUGCAGAGAGUGCACCCUCUUAUUCUGGACAAGAGAUGGCCCUUGAGCUCUCGAAAGCCGGUAUUGAGACGACUGUAAUCCCAGAUUCAGCUGUUUUCGCUGUCAUGUCUCGUGUCAACAAGGUCAUUCUCGGAACUCACGCUGUUCUUGCCAAUGGAGGGCUAGUGGCCAUUUCAGGGACACACAUGAUGGCAGCAGCAGCAAAACAUCACUCAAUCCCUGUGGUGGUAUGUACGGGAUUAUACAAACUCUCGCCCUUAUACCCAUAUGACGAGGAUAGUUUCAAUGUCACGUUCAAUCCUGAUUCCGUACUUGGAUUUGAAGAAGGCGAUCUGAUCGAGAAGGUGACUGUGACGAAUCCAUACUACGACUAUGUAUCACCCGAUUUUGUGAAUCUGUUCAUCACCAAUCAAGGUGGCCACCCGCCCUCUUACCUCUACCGUCUCAUUGUUGAGAACUACGAUCCAAACGAUCACACGUUUGAUCUUUAGAGAAUAAGGUGUC
Molecule: messenger RNA, 1249 nt
Organism: Lobosporangium transversale
Lineage: Eukaryota; Fungi; Mortierellomycota; Mortierellomycetes; Mortierellales; Mortierellaceae
Product: translation initiation factor eIF-2B subunit beta
Exons: 5
Coding region: 163-1236 (357 amino acids)
Biological process (GO): translational initiation
Cellular component (GO): eukaryotic translation initiation factor 2B complex
Molecular function (GO): guanyl-nucleotide exchange factor activity; translation initiation factor activity
Source: RefSeq, a predicted model, not a curated record